AUGAGAAGGAGCAGCACCCCCGAAAACCUGCUGGAGUUCAUCUGCGAGCCCCAGCAGGUGCUCCCCUUCGCCACGGCGUUCUCCGUACUCAACCCGUCCACCGAGCCCAUCCUCUGCGAGCCCCUCCACCCCACCUUCGCCCCGCUCAACCCCGACCCGGCCGAGGACGUCGCCGCCGCUCACUACGCUGAGGGCGACUCCAGCUCCAUCAGGGGCCUCCUCCUCCAACCCUUCUCCAAGUCCCAGCUCGUUGACCUCCUCUUCUCUGCCGCAGCCAUCCGCCCCGCCCUCCUGGACCGCAUCCGCGCCGUCGCUCGCCGCAACCCCCGCCACCGCAAGGUCUUCGUCGACCAGCUCCCUCCCGGCACCACCCCCUCCGCCCUCGCCGCCGCCCUCCGCGCCCGCUUUGGCCCCGACUCCGUCGAGUACGCCCUCGUCGCCCCCGGCGGCCUCUGCGCCAUCGUCCUCUUCCGCCGCCUCUGCGACGCCCGCCGGGCCCUCUUCUCCCCGGUUGGCGAGGGCCUCCUCGGCGCCGGCCUCUUCCUCCCCCUAGACUUCUUGAUCCCGCCCGCCGGCCGCGACCGCCGAGCCGUCGUCGCGCGGUUCGCGGGCCCGCGCUCUCCGGAGCGCCUCGCGGAGCUGGGCGCCCUGCUCGCGCGCUACGGCGCGGUCGCGGAGGGCCCCGCGUGGGCGGGCGCCUGGGUGUCGGGCACCGACUGGAGGAGGACGCCGGAGCCGAGCGCGGCGUACGUCGUGUACGAGGACGCUGCGGCGGCGGACGCGGCGCUCGUGGAUAACCCCAAGGUGGUCGCGGGCAACCUCGUGCUCUGCGAGAGGGUGCUGCACAUCACCGCUGCCGCAUCAGCUGUCGUCUGUCGAUGCCGCCGCUGCCAAUGA
Molecule: messenger RNA, 897 nt
Organism: Ananas comosus (pineapple)
Lineage: Eukaryota; Viridiplantae; Streptophyta; Magnoliopsida; Poales; Bromeliaceae
Product: UBP1-associated protein 2B-like
Exons: 1
Coding region: 1-897 (298 amino acids)
Source: RefSeq, a predicted model, not a curated record